GUAAAAAUAUGAUUAAUUCAAAAUUCACAUUAUUUUUAUUUUCAACAUUUAUUUCUAUUUUAUCUACAACAACAGCUAAUGAGGAUAUAUUUGAUGAUUACAAAACAUUUGUUGAUCAAUUAAUUGGAAGUGAAAGAAGGAAACGAGAAAAUAAUAAAUCUACAGGAGAUUCUAGCUCUGAAGAAGAAAAUGACAAAAAUAAUAAAGAAAUUUUAAAUCAAACAAAAGUUAUUCAAAUAAAGGAAGGACCAAGUAUUUAUGUUUAUCCAAAUAAAGAAAUAUUAUUAGAUUAUCAUAAUGGAACAAUUAUUAAAAUGAAUAAAAAUGAAUCUAAUUUAGAAGAAAAUAAUUUAAAAAACAGGAAACGACGAUUUUCUUCAAUAAAUGGAUUAUAUAUGGCUCAUGGAUUGUCAUUUAAUGAGAAAGAUUCGGAACAUUUUGGAGAAGAUGAUUUUAAUGAGAAAGAAAUUGGAACUAAUCAAAAUAUGGAGGGAAAUUUAGAAUUAAAAUUAGAUAAUAAUUUUGAAGAAAUUUUGAAUGAAGAUAAUAAAGACGGGAAUGAAUUUAAAACGAGAUUUGGAGGAAAUCCUUAUUUGGUUAAACCUCUCUAUGAUAGAGAAGGGAAAAUGGAGGAACAAAAUAAAAAAAUAUUUGAUUUGCCAGAUAAAUCAUCUAGGAAGGACAAAAUAAAUUAUUUAAUGAUCCCCAAUAAAGAAAUACAACCCCCAUCUCCUUCACCAAAUUUUUGGCUUCAACAACGUUUAAAUUCUGAAGAGCCACUUAAUGAGGAAGAAGAAGAAUUAAUGAGUAUUUUAUUAAAUAAAUUUGGCAGAAAUAAUAAAAAUAAUUUAAAUUAUUUAAAAAAUGAGGAGGAGGAGGGAAAGGAGGAAUUAAUUUUAACAACAACAAAAACUUUAAAAACAAAUGUAAAAAUUAUUUAAAAAUUAAUUUUUAUUUUAUUUUAGGAUAUCAAUUUAUUUCCACAAAAAACCUUAUCUUCUUCGAAUAAUAUUUAUAACACAAAAAAUAUUAAAUACAAAAUAAUUUCAUCGCCUACACAAACACAAAAACAACAACCACCUAUUGGAAGUGUCCCCUUACC
Molecule: messenger RNA, 1102 nt
Organism: Meloidogyne enterolobii
Lineage: Eukaryota; Metazoa; Nematoda; Chromadorea; Rhabditida; Meloidogynidae
Source: the annotation of a GenBank genome assembly